This is a messenger RNA of Neomonachus schauinslandi (Hawaiian monk seal), 1155 nucleotides long. RefSeq names its product aldehyde dehydrogenase 3 family member B2 (gene ALDH3B2). Gene Ontology annotation, biological process: aldehyde metabolic process. Gene Ontology annotation, molecular function: aldehyde dehydrogenase (NAD+) activity. The record is from RefSeq and is a predicted model, not a curated record. Gene Ontology annotation, cellular component: cytoplasm. Lineage: Eukaryota; Metazoa; Chordata; Mammalia; Carnivora; Phocidae.
AUGAAGGAUGAGCCCGUAGCCAAGAGCCUGGUGAUGCGGCUGGACCCGGCCUUCGUCCGGAAGGAGCCCUUGGGCCUGGUGCUCAUCAUCGCCCCCUGGAACUACCCUGUGCACUUGACCCUGGUGCCGCUAGUGGGUGCCCUCGCCGCAGGGAACUGCAUGGUGCUGAAGCCAUCAGAAUUAAGUAAGGGCACAGAGAAGGUCCUGGCUAAGGUCCUGCCUCAAUACUUGGACCAGAACUGCUUUGCCCUGGUGCUGGGAGGACCCCAGGAAACCCGGCAGCUGCUGGAGCACAAGUUCGACUACAUCUUCUUCACUGGGAGCCCCCGAGUGGGCAGGAUCGUCAUGGCUGCCGCCGCCAAGCACCUGACACCCGUCACGCUGGAGCUGGGGGGCAAGAACCCCUGCUACGUGGACGACGACUGCGACCCCCAGACCGUGGCCAACCGCGUGGCCUGGUUCCGCUACUUCAACAGCGGCCAGACCUGCGUGGCCCCCGACUACGUCCUGUGCAGCCCGGACACGCAGGAGCGGCUGCUGCCCGCCCUGCAGAGGGCCAUCACCCGCUUCUACGGCGAGGACCCCCAGAGCUCCCCGAGCCUGGGCCGCAUCAUCAGCGAGAAGCACUUCCGGCGGCUCCGGGGCCCGCUGGGCUGUGGCCGCGUGGUCAUCGGCGGCCAGAGCGACGAGAGCGACCGCUACAUCGCCCCCACGGUGCUGGUGGACGUGCAGGAGACCGAGCCGGUGAUGCAGGAGGAGAUCUUCGGCCCCAUCCUGCCCAUCGUGAACGUGAGGAGCCUGGACGAGGCCAUCGACUUCAUCAACCGUCGGGAGAAGCCCCUGGCCCUGCAUGCCUUCUCCAACAGCAAUUAGGUAGUGACCCAGAUGCUGGAUCGGACCAGCAGCGGCAUUUAAGGCAACCAGGGCUUCAUUCACCUGAUUCUGCCGUCCCUGCCGCUGGGGGGGGUUGGUAACAGUGGCAUGGGAAGAUACCGCGGCAAGUUCUCCUUCGACACCUUCUCCCACCACCGUGCCAGUCUGCUCUCCCCCUCGGGCCUGGAGAAGCUCAGUGAAUUCCACUACCCGCCCUACACUGACAGCAGGCAGCCGCUGAUAGGCUGGGCCUUGGGCUCCCACAGCUGCACCCUUCUGUGA